Messenger RNA from Bacillus rossius redtenbacheri, 3432 nucleotides. RefSeq names its product squamous cell carcinoma antigen recognized by T-cells 3-like. Gene Ontology annotation, biological process: RNA processing. Lineage: Eukaryota; Metazoa; Arthropoda; Insecta; Phasmatodea; Bacillidae. The record is from RefSeq and is a predicted model, not a curated record. Bases 91 to 2808 code for a protein of 905 amino acids. The transcript has 17 exons. Gene Ontology annotation, molecular function: RNA binding; protein binding.
AGCUUGUCUAUGUGUAUACAAUAGACAUCUAUGUAUUCUCAGUGUGUUUGUUUGUUUUAUGUCAUUGAUUCUUCAUAUAAUUUGUAGAAAAUGUCUAAUGAUAAAAUGGAAGUAGAUACAGCUAAGAAAAAUAUGAGUUUAUCAAUAGGAAAUGAAUGCAACAAGCCUUCGAAAGCGGUGGAUUACAGCGAUUCCGAUAGCAGCGAUGAUGAAAAAAUGGAAACUGGCGAACAGAAUAAUGAUGCUGAUUCUGACUCGUCUGAUGAUGAUGAAUUCAAAUUGGCAAUCGCAAAGAAAAAAAUGAAAGAUGAUCCUUGGAACUAUGAUGGUCACCUUGAAUUGAUCAACAUGUGUAAGGAGAUGGCAAACCUGGAUGAGCUACGGGAAAGUCGUAAUAAUAUGAGCAAGUAUUAUCCUUUGACUGAAGAAUUAUGGAAGGCUUGGUUGGAAGAUGAAAUCAAUUUGGCACUGUCAGCAGAAGAAUGUCAAAAAGUGCAAGGAUUAUUUGAAAGAGCUGUAAAGGAUUACAUAUGUGUGAAUGUGUGGCGGAUGUAUAUUGAAUAUAUAAUCAAAAAUUUGAACAGUGAAAAAAGUCUUGCUGAAGCCCGUGCUCUUCUCGAGCGAGCAGUGUGUAAAGCAGGCGCUCAUGUUGCCAGAGGAGGUAUAUUGUGGGCGCUCUAUUGUGAUUUUGAAAAUUCAAUCUUGGAGCGUAUCAAGGCUAAGAAGAUAGCUGAUCCUGAAGAGAUUGCGAAGCAAGUGGAGGUGUGCAUGACCAUCUUUUACCGCCAACUGUCGUGCUCUCUCCUCGACACAGAGCGAAUUUAUGGCGUGUACAAAGAGUGGUGUGCUGCUAAUGAGUCUUAUGUCUUACCAAGCUUGCAUGAAAAUAUUGAGUUUGUGUACACAGCAUCCAUUGCACAACUGGAAAAGAUCCAGCCAUUUGAGGAUGCUCUGACUGCUUGCAGAGGCAGUGAUGCAAAAGCUCAGAUCUUCAGGGCCUACUUGGACCACCAGCUGAAGAAAGGGGCAGAAGUGUCGCACAUAGUGAUCUUGUACGAGCGAAUGAUAGCAAACAACCCUUUGGAUGGGUAUUUGUGGUCAGAGUACAUUGAUUACAUCAACAACAAGCUGGAUGGGGAUGACAUCUUGGAUGUGUGUGCUAGAGCUGUUCGAAAUUGCCCGUGGUGUUCCUUCUUGUGGCAGCAGCACAUAUUUCUGCUGGAGAAGUUCCAUCACCCCCAAAAUGAGAUUCAAGAGUGCUUGGAGAAAGGAUUGGCAGUGCCCUUCACCACACCUGAAGAUUACCGCACCCUGUGGGUGGCGUAUGCAGACUUUCUUCGCAGGAGGAUCAGGAAGGGAAAUGACGACACAGCAAAGCAGGUCACUGCUGUGACUGACGUGAUCUCACAGGCCUGCCAGUUUCUCGCGGAGCGUUUUGGUUUGAAUGGAGACAAAGACUGUGUACUUCUGCAGUACUGGGCCCGCCUUGAAGCAAUCUACAACUGUAAGAUGGAAACUGUAAGGUCACUGUGGAAUGAUAUCAUGACUCAAGGUCAUGCAAGAAGUGCCAGUAUGUGGCUAGAAUAUGCUUCCUUAGAAAGGAGGUAUGGUGACAGCAAGCACUUGCGUCGAAUUUUCACGCGAGCAGUAAAAGCAGUUGAAGAUUUCCCAGAAAGUAUUGCACAAGCAUGGGCCAACUUUGAAAGGGAUGAAGGGACUUUAUUAAGUUAUGAAUUUGCUGUAAACACCUACAAGGCCAGAGUGAAGGUUUUAGAAGAGGAGAAAGCAAUUUCGGAGAAGGAGAAAAACAAGUAUGUGGACAAAAGCAAAGAGAAGGCUUUGCAGACUAAGAAAGACAAGCGGAAACUGCGGAAGUUAUUGGACGGAAUUUUGGAACCUCAGCAAGAGCCAGUUGAAGAAACUAAUGUCGAUAAUGAUGAUGAUACCCCUAAGAAUGCCAUUUUCUUGAGUAACUUGCCAUAUACUACUUUUGAAGACAGAAUAACUGAAAUAUUCUCUGAUAUUGGAGAAAUAAAGAGAGUUGUGAUUGAAAAAGAUUCCUUGUAUAAGACAAAAGGAUUUGGAUUUGUGGAAUUUGAGUCCCCGGAUGAUGUUGCGAUUGCAUUGAGGAAGGAUGGAAUGAUGGUGGACGGACGACCAAUGUUUGUGUCUGAAUACAUUCGGGAGAAAAGCAGUCGUACAAAGUUUGCUACAAGGUUUUCUGGAGGUCUUGAAGAAAACAAGCUUUUUGUGAGAGGUCUGGGAAUGUCAACAACUAAGAACAGUUUGAGGAAGUUUUUUGAACCGUAUGGAUCAUUGCAAGAAGUGAGGCUUGUCAUGACCCGAGAAGGCAAAUCAAGAGGUUUUGCUUACGUGGAGUUUGCCAGUGUGGAUGACGCAUGCAAGGCUAGGGAGGAACUGAAUGGAACCAAGUUAGAAGGACACGUAAUCGAAGUGUCUAUAAGCAACCCAGCGUAUCAAGAAGAAACUUUAAGAAGAGAGCGCCAGGAAAAGAGAUUCUCAGAUGAUCGACUACCUCGUAAGAAGGAAUCGUUUAGUUCUUCAAGAAGUAGAUUCAGUUACAGUCCACAGAGGCACUCAUCAAAGCCUCCACCACGUUUCGAAAGGGAACGACCGUCUAAAAAUUUUUCAAGGUAUUCACAUGAGGGACGAAAGGAGCGAGACAGCUAUUCCGUAUCCUAUAGAAGCAGCGGAAGCAACAGCUACGCCCAAAAAUAUCAUUCGUCCCAAGGGUUCUUCAAGUACCACAACGAACAGAUGCUCCAGACAAACAACCAGAACAUGUAGCAGCAAAGCUGAGCAAUGCAGAUUUUCGCAGUAUGCUACUGCAAGGGAAAAAGUAGCAAUGAUACAUUUUAUUCAAAACACAUUUUAUGUACCUUUAAUCUCUAACUGAUUUAUGUUCCAUGUAUGAGCGUGUUUCAAUUGAAUCAGAUAUCAGUAUCAUGUAAUGGUAUUGUUGGAUUGAACAUUAAAAUUUCUCAAAAGGUUCUUACUUAGUUAUUCUAUUCUUGUAUCUUUUAAUUAAAAUAUUUUGACGAAUACGUAUUAAGAAUGCACAUAGCUGCUAUCAAUGCUGUAUGCUCAUACUGUGAAGAACUCUGUAUUCUUUCAUAAACUGUACCUUUUGUGAUAGAAAGUUUUGGUAUUCCUAACAAUUGUAAAGAUUCUGUAACAAACUUCUUCUGUUACUGGCCAUUAAGUUGUAAAUAGUUAACACUUAAAAGAAAAGUUGAAUUUUGUGGGAAUCAUACACAUGUAAAACUUGAUUUAUUUGUCCAAGGUAUUUAAAAUGUUUCAUGUAGAGUGUUUGUAUUUAAAUACAACUUAAGAAAAAAACCUAGAACUUCUGUACAUUAUGCACCAUUAUGAUUGUAACAACUUUUUUUAAUAAAUAAGUAAAUAAUUGUG